Glycine soja is the source of this 3279-nucleotide messenger RNA. Its product is annotated as disease resistance protein RPM1-like. The record is from RefSeq and is a predicted model, not a curated record. Gene Ontology annotation, molecular function: ADP binding. Lineage: Eukaryota; Viridiplantae; Streptophyta; Magnoliopsida; Fabales; Fabaceae. Bases 106 to 2880 code for a protein of 924 amino acids. The transcript is spliced from 2 exons. Gene Ontology annotation, biological process: defense response to other organism.
GACCAUGGACUCGGCUAUAUAUAAUCUUGAAGAACAUGAAGAUUAGCACUCACCACAAAGCAAAAAACGUAUCGCAGUCACUAGCUAGUCACUACAAAGCAAAAAAUGUGUAACUGGGACUACUUAGUGUCCUUCGCUCGUGCGGUGUAUCCAAUAAUUGUGGAAGUAUUCAAUCAGGUCAGGGGUGUAAAAAAGGAGUCUGCAGACAUUGAAGCUGAUCUGGAAAGCUUUAAAGCUUUCAUCCAUGGUGCUGAUAAAGAAGCUGAAGAUGAACAAGAUGCUGAUAGGCGUGAAGGAAUCAAAAAAAUGGUGAAACAGCUGAGAGAAGCAGCUUUUUGCAUGGAAGAUGUCAUCGAUGAAUAUGAGAUCUCCUGUGAGGAAAAGCAACCUGGUGAUCCUGGAUGUGCAGUUUUACCCUGUGAUGCUGUUGGCUUCACGAAAACUCUGAUCCCUCGUAUUCUAUUAGCGUAUAAGAUUCACGAUGUGAAAUCACUUGCCUGUGGAAUCAAGGAAAGAUAUGGUUUACGUAGCCAAUUUUCUUUAGAACAAAGACCAUACAGUUCUAGAGGAAAUCAAAAUGCCGCGUGGCAAAACAUUAGACUGGCUGCUCUACAUACUCAUGAAGCUGACACUGAGGGUUUGGAAGGCCCGAGAAAAAUUUUGAAAGAUUGGUUGGUAGAUGGACUCAAAGAGCUCACUGUCAUCACCGUGGAAGGAAUGGGAGGAUUGGGUAAAACCACUCUCAGCAAGCAAGUUUUUGACAACCCAGAUGUCCGUAAGCUUUUUGAUUGUCAUGCAUGGAUCACUGUAUCUCAAUCCUACACUGUAGUAGAAUUGCUGAGGAAAUUGUUGUGCAAGUUUUACGAAGAUAAAAAGAAUAGUCCUCCCCAGAAUGUUUCUACCAUGGAUCGAGAGUCGUUGAUAGAUGAAGUGAGAAACUACCUGAACGGCAAGAGGUACGUUGUCGUAUUUGAUGAUGUAUGGAAUAAAGAAUUUUGGUAUGACAUUAAAUUGGCCUUAUUUGAUAAUAAAGAAAAGAGUAGGAUAUUAAUCACAACCAGAGACAAAGAUGUUGCAGUGUGUUGUAAGGAAUCUUGUUUUGUUCAUGUGCAUAAGAUGAAUCCUUUAACUGAAGUAGAAUCUUUGAAAUUGUUCUAUAAGAAGGCAUUUCAGCGUGAUUUUAAUGGAUGUUGUCCAGAAGGACUUGAAAAUACAUCUCUUGAAAUUGUUAAGAAGUGUCAAGGUUUACCUCUAGCUAUUGUGGUUAUUGGUGGCCUUUUAGCUAACAAACCUAAAGACAAAGGUGAAUGGGAAAGGUUUAGUCAGCGUCUAAGAUUAGAGUUGGAGGGAAAUUCUAGGUUAAUUAGUAUCAUAAAAAUUUUAAGUUUAAGUUAUGAUAAUUUGCCAUACAAUCUCAAAUCAUGUUUAUUGUAUUUCGGAAUGUAUCCUGAAGACUAUGAAGUUAAAUCUAGUAGAUUGAUUAGACAGUGGAUAGCAGAAUGGUUUGUGAAAUAUGAAGGGAGGAAAACUUUGAAAGAACUUGCACAACAAUAUUUAACAGAGUUGAUUAAUAGAAGUCUGGUACAAGUGACUUCAUUCACCAUCGAUGGAAAAGUUAAGACAUGCUGUGUCCAUGACUCAAUACGUGAGAUGAUCAUUAGAAAAAUCAAGGAUACGGGAUUUUGUCAGUAUGUUGGUGAGCGUGAUCAAUCUGUGUCAAGUGAGAUUGAUGAGCAUGAUCAAUUAGUGUCAAGUGGGAUCAUUCGACGCCUGACAAUUGCAACGGGUUCCAAUGAUUUAAGCAUUGAAAGCUCACACAUUAGGGCGAUUCUAUUUUUCACAAACAAAGGAUUAUCUCAAGAUUUCAUCAAUAGAAUUCCCGCAAACUCCACUCCAUUGAAGGUACUUGAUUUUGAAGAUGCUCGAUUAUAUCAUGUCCCUGAAAAUUUGGGGAAUUUAAUCUACUUGAAGUAUUUAAGCUUCAGGAAUACAAGAGUAAAAAGUCUUCCAAGAUCCAUUGGUAAGCUCCAAAACUUGGAGACCUUGGAUGUGCGACAAACAAAUGUGCAUGAGAUGCCAAAGGAGAUUAGUGAGCUUAGAAAACUAUGUCAUCUUCUGGCUAACAAGAUAUCUUCCGUUCAAUUGAAGGAUAGUCUUGGAGGCAUGACAUCUCUACAAAAGAUAUCUAUGCUGAUAAUUGAUUAUGAUGGAGUGGUGAUUAGAGAGCUAGGAAAGCUAAAGAAGUUAAGAAAUCUGAGCAUUACUGAAUUCAGAGAAGCACACAAAAACGCUCUGUGUUCCUCAUUAAAUGAGAUGCGUCAUUUGGAGAAACUAUUUGUUGAUACAGACGAAGACCACCAAGUAAUUGACUUGCCCUUUAUGUCAUCCUUGUCUACACUUAGGAAGCUUUGCCUAAGUGGGGAGUUAACAAAGUGGCCAGAUUGGAUUCCAAAGCUCCUUAAUCUUACAAAAUUGUCCUUGAUGUGCUCUAACUUAAUUUAUGAUCCAUUGGAAUCACUAAAAGAUAUGCCAAGUUUGUUGUUCCUCUCUAUCAGCCGUCGUGCUUAUCAAGGUAGAGCUUUGCAUUUUCAAUAUGGAGGGUUUCAGAAACUAAAGGAACUAAAGCUCGAAGAUUUGCAUUACUUGAGUUCCAUCUCUAUUGAUGAAGGAGCGCUGCAUUCUUUGGAAAAGCUUCAGUUAUACAGAAUCCCUCAACUCAAGAAAAUACCCUCUGGCAUUCAACACUUGAAGAAACUUAAAGUUCUCAAUAUGUGGUUUAUGCCCACUGAGUUUGAGCAAAGCAUUUCUCUCAAUGGAGGACAAGAGCGUUGGGUCAUCCAGCAUGUGCCCCAUGUAACAUUAUUUUCCGGGUUGGUGUAGAACUUCGGAAAAACCUCAACAGAAGACAUCACUCACAAAGUUAGAAAUCGUAAUCAAAGGGAAUAAGAACAAAGUAGUUGCAAUUGAGCUGAGUGUUAAAGACUCCAGAAGCAGUGUACCAUGAGCUAAAGGGCCUUGAAGAAAUAGUGGAAGUACCUCCAUCUACCAUCAUCUCUUACUCUUUCACUUUGUUUAUCUUUUUGUUUUGCUAAAUCCUGUUGGUUGGUUAGUGAUGAAUGAAUUUUACGAGAAUCUUUUGUAAUCUGACUUUUUUAUAUUCAAUGCAAGCUAUUCAUUAGCUUAAUGCUAUUCAUUAACUUUUGGAAUCUUGUGGAUGGAAUUGAGAUUGAUUGCCAUGUAUAUAUUGGGAUAAGUUUGAGAAUAGAACUUAUUGAUGCA